This is a messenger RNA of Manis javanica (Malayan pangolin), 3721 nucleotides long. It is a transcript of the gene LYSMD2, whose product is annotated as LysM domain containing 2. NCBI's taxonomy places the organism in Eukaryota, Metazoa, Chordata, Mammalia, Pholidota, Manidae. The record is from RefSeq and is a predicted model, not a curated record.
CUCCGCGACCUGGAGGCCUCCGCAGGACCCAUGGCGGACUCGCCCGCUCUGCCCCUGCGGGAAGGCGGCCCCCGCGCGCCCCGGCCCUCGGCCCCUUCGCCGCCGCCGCGCUCGCGCCCCGGCUCCGAGGCCGAGGAGGCCGAGCUGUCGCUGAGCCUGGCCCGCACCAAGACUCGCUCGUACGGCAGCACGGCCAGCGUGCGGGCGCCGCUGGGCGCCGGCGUCAUCGAGCGGCGUGUGGAGCACCGGGUCCGCGCCGGCGACACGCUGCAGGGCAUCGCGCUCAAGUACGGAGUCUCGAUGGAGCAGAUUAAAAGGGCAAAUAAACUGUUUACCAAUGAUUGUAUAUUUCUGAAGAAAACUUUGAACAUCCCAGUUAUAUCAGAGAAGCCUUUGUUGUUUAAUGGACUUAACUCAAUGGAUUCUCCAGAAAAUGAAACUGUUGAUAGCAGUUUUUCUCAUGAAGAGGAGCCAGUAGCAGCUAAGGAAGACCGCUCUCCUCCGAGUCCUCCGGGGGCCACCGUUCAGCCUGUACACCCUGAGGAAGUGUCAGCCAAAGAUUUCCUGCAGAGACUAGACUUGCAGAUUAAGUUGUCAACACAGGCAGCCAAGAAACUAAAAGAAGAAAGCAGAGAUGAAGAAAGUCUCUAUGCAACUUCCCUCUAUCACAGUUAGAUGAUCGGGGGCAUAAUCUAGCCUGGAUUAAGAGAUGGUUGGAGAAUAAAGAAACCAACAACUGGGGAUUCCAAAGCAUCCUUUUUGGAUCCUCAUAGUGCACCUCUUUAAUACACAAUUAAGUAGGUCUGCCUCCUGCAGUGGCAGGAAGUGAUUAGUUACCUUUGGCUCUUAUCAUUUUAUGUCUUUAUGAUGGCAUGAAAGCAGAAUUGUAUCCUAAGACUCAUUACUUUUAUAGGUGGUGGUAGUUUUUAGACUAGCUUUUGUAAAUACUAGUUGACAUAAAGCAUCAAAGACUAUAUACGUAUUCUAGCUAAAAACAAUGUUUAGCGCCUGAGAAAUCCUAAUUGCGUGAACAACAUGGUUGCCGUUUAAGUAAUGCUGAUUUUGCUAUGUGUUUAUACUUAAGUGCUAUAUAUAUAUAUAUUUCAAUAUGUAUUACGCAUUAUGUAUCUAAUAUAAAGAACCAAAUUUUGUCUGCUAUUUUGUAAAAAAUACAAAAGUCUGAAUGAGAAAAUAAAGUAUGUUUUCAUAUUUGAGUCUUCAAUUUUUCUUCAGUGAAAUUGAUUUUUAAAUUAUAUUUUUGAAACUGACAGAAUCUCCUCCAUUUUAAUGGUUUUAUUGGAAUUUUGAAAGAAAAGCUUCAAUAGUCUAAAAGCAAAGCAAUUAUGGUUGCUAGUAACCUUUGCACUUUUAUAGUACUUGACCUGAUGUGUUUCAGAUAGGGUAAAAACAAGAAAUACAAUCAGAGGAAGAUAUAAGAAAUACCAUGCUCUGACACACUGGUGCAUCCUAGUUUAGAUUUCAUUGAUGAGUCAGUCAUUUUAUAGUGACUGAGCUCAUUCAAAUGGAGGGUUAGGUUUUUAUUCACAUUAUAUGUCUUACUUUUAUUAUAUGUACAGGUUACAGCAGUAAACCUUAAGCAAUAUAAUCUUAGCAAUUAAAUUUUGUUGGCUUCAAUUUCUGUUCAAGUACCAGGUUAAAUAAAUCUUUAAGCUUCCUGAAAAAUUCCCCAUAUUUUAUCCCUCCCCAGUCACCUAAGGAGUGUGCUUUCUGUCGGGCAAAAAGGACCUGUGUUUCUCUUCUGAUCUCCCCUGGCUUUCUCUUUCCCAUCUUUCUCCUCCAGGCCUUCCAUUAAGCAGGAAACAAGUGCCUUUAGGCGUUAGUGCUGCAGAGCUUGCAGAACCAGAAUUGCACAGAUCCAAGCCCCUAGGCCGACCAGCUGGCACAGGAAUGGGAGACAGUAGCUGUCUGCCCUUGUCUUUAAUUUCUUGUUUGUUCAUAACAUCUAUAAUCCCUUUUGUUCUUUCUCAGUUUUCCUCAUGAUAAUGACAUCUCCUGUUUUUAUUUCCUUUAUUUCCUGCACUCUUGGCUGUGGGUGAUCUCAUGACCAUGCUUUGCUGUUCUGUUGCAUUUUUCUUGCGUGUUUGUAGCCACUAGUACCUGAACUGCGGGGAGUUAGUUGGAAGAGGCGAAAACUAAGAGAAAAAAAUAAAGGAAGGGAACAGUUGUGUAUGUCAGAAAAGGCCCAGGCUUCCAUGGCAGCCUAGGAAUAUUUUAAAAAUAUAGUUAUCGUGCUGUUUAACAUAAAAUAAUUUGAGAUUAUUUGAAAUUUGAGAGCUUUUGAAAAGACAUGAAUAUAAGAACACUAUCCAAAACUUUAAACAUAAACUGAAACUUGAAAUUAAGACCACAAUCUCAAAAUAAUUUUUUUGAGUAUUUUACUUUUGCCUAAGGUAUCUCUUAGCAAUUUCUAGCCAAAAUGUCUCUCCCCUUUUCAAAAUGUUAAAAUUUUUUAGUUUAUCAUGGCUGCAGUUAAACUCUCCUGCACUAGAGCACUUGAGUCCCUGCCUUGCAGAGAGUCACUGGGAGGAUUGAGAGACAAGAAACCUGGGAUCUGGUCCCUCCCAACAUUACCAGUUCUCGGCCAUACUAUCCUGUGCCUGGGUUCUUUUUGUGAACCAGUCUCCUCAUUUAUCAAAUGGGACCGAUGAUCUCCCUUUUGUCUUGGUUAUCAGUAGGAAUAAUUAAUAUCAGUGUCUCAGAAAGCUGCAAUAAACUGGAAGUAAAUUUACUACUUUAAAAAAAUACUACAUAGAGACCUAGAUAAAUUAUUGAAAAGUGAGUGGAUAAAAUAUAUCAGACACAGUCAGUUUUCUGUCUAUGGCAUAGAAGCAGCCUGUCUGGACCACAGGACAUGGGUGAAGUAGUCAGUCGUGUUAUCAAAGACGCCAUUACAGCCAGUGUGCUUCAGCGCUUGUCAUCAGGGCAGAGGCCUUUUUAGGUCCCUCUCCCAGUUCGCCAGUGAGGGCUGGCUUCGCUAGAACGUAUUAAGUGAGGUUAGUUUUUGUGUGUGACAGGCUUUGGCUAUUGCUGAUUUUUGCAACUCUAGGGAGGGUGGGGAGGAGCAGCAGUGGUCUCCUACCCUUGAACAGUAGUCUCUUUUAAAAUUUCCCUGGAAGUUCCCAUUCUUUCCAAAAAGUGAAUACCAAGUAGGGGCAUUCAGGACAGAAGGCUGAAGUCAUACAGCUAGUACACAAAGCAUUAUAUUAUCUUUAUGAUUUCCAACUGAAAUAUAUGGAAACAUAUUUAUGUAAUUAAUUUAUACUGAAUAAUAUUUUCAAAGUAUUCUUUAGUUUGGCAACAUUGCCCAUUAACAUCAUCGGCGGACCACCGGCCCCUGUGUGUUGCUUUCAGGGCUGUGUUUGUGGUGGAGAUUGAGGAAGAAGAAUGCUAAGAGACCAAAGUUAAUUCUUUUUUUUCUUCAGGGAAGCUCAUCUACGAGCUCUGCUUCUCAGAGAAGGAAAUGACUCUUCUGUUUCUACCCUACUGCCUGGCCUCUCACUCUCUGCUGAGAAACUUUGGCUUGGAUCAAUUUCAGUUUAGGCAGCUCACAUAUGGCAUGAAUUUUUUCCUCGCUUUAUGUAAUGUGUAUGACUUCAUUUUUCUCCUUGAAGAGUACAUAGAUAUCCCUCUUAGUAAACAAACUCAAUGUCUGAAAACUCACUAAUAGAAAAUGUUAAGAGCGGGGGAAAUAAAUCCAGCA